This is a messenger RNA of Ilex paraguariensis (yerba mate), 2039 nucleotides long. NCBI's taxonomy places the organism in Eukaryota, Viridiplantae, Streptophyta, Magnoliopsida, Aquifoliales, Aquifoliaceae. The record is from the annotation of a GenBank genome assembly.
UUUUUUAGUCCGCUAUUAUUUCUCUUCCCUCUCUCUCCAGCCACCAUGCAAAUUUCUUGAAAAACCAGUCUCCAUAAACAUCAAAUUCAGCUGAAACGCUCUGAUAUCAAUCUGUAUACCCGUCAUGAAUUAAACCUUUUUAUUAGUUCAGAAAUGGUUUCUCUUGAAGAAGAAGAAGAAGAAAAAAAAAAAAAAAAAGAAGACUUUCAUUCUCAUUCCUAUCCCUCUCGCUUCUCACAAAUGCCAUCUUAUUAUUACACUCCACCCCGCUCGUCUUCGGCCAACAUUCAGCGACCUCUUGCCAGGUCCAAUCUCAGCCAGACUGACCGCUCCUACUCAUUUCCCGGUCCAGCCGCCUGCGAAAGGUCGAUCAAUGUAUCCGAUUCAGUCAUCGACCUCCGCCUCGGCGAACUUGCUUCUCGCACCACCAAAUCGGUUAUUAAAUCCUCGUCUUCAGAAGAAGAAUUUCUGGAAUUCUCUCCAGCCUUUAGCAAUUUCUCGGCUUAUAGCAGCGAUAUUUCCGGCGAGUUACGCCGUUUGGCGAGUCUUCCAAGUGCCGAAAAAUCGGAUUCUGAUGCGAUUUUGGAACCCAAACCAGAGCCCUGCUUUGGGUUUUUGCAGAGAGAGAGCUUUUCGACGGAGAUAAUAGAAAAUAUUUCGCCGGAGGUUCUUCAACCGACGGUGAAAAUCUGCAUCGACGGCCUCAAUUCGCCGUCAAUCGCGGUUAAAAGAUCGGCGGCGGCGAAAUUGAGGCUACUAGCAAAGAACCGAUCCGAUAAUCGAGCGUUGAUCGGUUCAUCCGGUGCUAUACCAGCUCUACUACCUCUGUUGACGAGUAGUGACCCUUCGACUCAAGAACACGCGGUCACAGCUUUGCUUAAUCUGUCACUCCACGAAGAGAACAAGAAUUUGAUAACAAGUUCUGGGGCAAUAAAACCCCUCGUCUUCUUGUUGAAAACUGGAACUGAAACCUCAAAGCAAAACGCAGCGUGCGCUUUGUUGAGCUUAGCUUUGGUUGAGGAUAACAAGAUUUCAAUUGGAGCUUCUGGUGCGAUACCACCAUUGAUUGCUUUGUUGAUUAAUGGGUCAAAUAGAGGGCAAAAGGACUCACUGACGACUCUGUAUAAACUUUGUUCAGUGAAGCUGAAUAAGAAGAGGGCGGUGAGUGCUGGGGUGGUGAAGGUGUUGGUGGAGUUGGUGGGGGAGAACGGGGUGGGUCUGAUGGAGAAGGCGGUGGUGGUGUUGAGUAGUUUGGCGGCGAUUGGGGAGGGGAAGGAGGCAAUUGUGGAGGAAGGUGGGAUUGCAGCUCUUGUGGAGGCAAUUGAAGAUGGUUCGGCUAAAGGGAAGGAAUUGGCAGUGUUGACAUUGUUGCAGUUGUGCAGUGAUAGUGUGAGGAACAGAGGGUUGCUUGUUACGGAAGGUGGGAUUCCUCCUCUUGUCGCGCUUUCACAGAAUGGGACUGCUAAAGCCAAGCACAAGGCUGAAACCUUGCUUGGGUACUUGAGAGAACCAAGACAAGAAGGUUCUACUUCUAGUCAAUAGGGAGGUAUUUUAAAAUGAUCUAAUGUCAUGCUAAAAUUUGUAGAUUCUUCACUGUGUACAGGAAGUGUUUUGGUGGUUUGACCGAGUGGUUGAGAUAAUUGAAAGUGUACGAUGAAAGUGAAGAAAAUUGGUAGAAGCUAGUGAAAAGGAGAUGACCUUUUAGGUGUAUGGUUGUUGACUAGAAUAUUUGGAGUUUUUGUGCCCCUCUGUCAUUAGUUUUGUUCUGCGGAGGGGAAAACUUGUUUGCUUAGCUGGGUUUUAGGUUGUAGGUUGAUAAGGGUUUGAGUUAGGAUUGUUUUUAUUUUGUUUGGGUGAUCAAAAUUCUGUAUAAUGAGUUGCUAAUUGGGUGGUAUUGUUUAGUGAAAGUAGUGACUAUGCAGGAGUGAGUUUGUUUCCUUCUUAAUCAAAAGGUACUGUUUCCGUGAGACCUAUUGUUGCCAUAUAUCUGUUCUGUAUGCAUUUCUGGGUGACAUAUAUAACUCUUCUUUUUCAUCAAU